Messenger RNA from Folsomia candida, 2150 nucleotides. RefSeq lists its product as uncharacterized. The coding region runs from base 1490 to 2017 and encodes 175 amino acids. The record is from RefSeq and is a predicted model, not a curated record. Lineage: Eukaryota; Metazoa; Arthropoda; Collembola; Entomobryomorpha; Isotomidae. The transcript is spliced from 3 exons.
AGUCGAAGAAUGCGGACUUCUUGCUCAUUGAAUGUAUUUAUUUCCGGUCUCCCGAAUCGAAAAGCACCGAGAAAAAUUCCGGGCGGGUCACGUUCACCAGUCGGACUUACUGGUUUACACAUAUUCGCUAUUUUCAAUUGAACAACGAAGUCAUUUCCACAAUAAUACUUGUCCUUCUUACUUGUUGCUCAAAAUGCGGUCUCAUUCUCAGCGAAAAUUGUGCACAUCGUCUGAACUAACUUGAAUCUUGGUACUACUGUUACCCAAGACAUGGGCUCAAACAUCAGCAUCGCGAACGAAACGAAUUGCAUUCUUAAUAUUGCCAUGAAACAAGCCACUCCACUUUAUUAUGAGAACAAGGUGUUGCCUGGUCAAGUCGUGAAACGAGAAGUUGGGAAAAUCUGGUUUUCCGUAGAAGCCAAAUUGUGGAACGGUCUGAACGAAUAUGACGAUUUUAGCGAGCUCGUGGCACCCAUCACGACCAUGUCCACGGCGGCUGUGAUGGGGCUUCGUGGAGUGGCAGCCAGGGCCGGUCUGGUGAGUGAGCUCGUGGAGACCAACGACACGCAGCACGUGCUCAUGGGAAAGGUCAUCCUGCCCGUGGGCUCAACCGAGGCGACCCAGAAAAUUAUCCGCGAGUGGAUCUCAGACUGUGUGGCACGGGAUUUUCAUGGGGUCGGACAAAAUAAUUCGCAUAGUGGGAGGACCACCCGCGUUCAUCGAUGAAGGGAGAGAAUAUCAGUACGUCGAAAACACGGAGGCGUUCACUAUUCUGCAUUAAUUAAAUUACUUUAACAUUCGCAUUGUCGUGCUAAAUCUGCAACAAAUCUAAAUGUUUGAUUUUCUCGGUUGUGGUUGUGUGCCAAUUCCAUGUAUUUAAAAUUCAUAUAUUUAAAAUCUCGUAGGUAAUGAUGUUAUGUUUUAUCUGCAUGAAUUGACUUUUGCUGGACAAUAAGUACGUUUUAACUGAUCAGACAUUUAUGUACAUUAUAACAAAAUAUGCAUGCAACACAUACUAUGUAUUACUGUUUUAUCAUUCCACUUGUGUAAAUAAAAAAAUACGUUUGAGUACUGUUCUUUAUAUUACUAUAUAUCUCGUUGGUACUAUAUUAAGGGGCAGAUCGAUAUGGUUAAGUGCAUGUCUGUACAUAAAUCUGCUUGAAUGGAAAAUGACCCUUUUUCUCGGAAUUAUUUCCUACUGGUGUAUUGUGGUAGCGAAGGUGGUAUCUAAAAUAUAUGUAGAGCAGAAGCAGGAAAUGACCCAACAACCGAGAACCUUUACAACUAACUGCAUUAGUUGUAUAGUAUGGACACACAGCCAAAAAAGUACCUGCAAAGGACCUUUCCUUCCAACCUUCCAAUAAAAACAUCAUCUGCAGUAUCAGCAUUGUAAAUACAAUUUUUAUAAAUUUUACUACAGGCAGCAGUAAUUAUCUAUCAUUGAUACACUCUGUUUGCUGAUUGAUUUCAACGGAGGAGGAUUGCAAAAAUGGGUAGCACGGUCUCCAUCUGCAAUAAUAGCACGUGCAUCUUAAAUAUGGCAAUGAAGCAAAUAACACCCCUCUACUAUGAGAACGAAAUGCAACCCGGUCAAUGCAUUGAAAGAGAAGUCGGUAAGGUCUGGUUCACCUUGGAGGCAAAGCUAUGGAAUGGGGAGAACGGUUACGACACAUUUCAAGACAUCGUAUUUCCUAUCACGAUCAUAACUCUGACGGCUUUGACACUUUUGGCUGGAGGGAUCGCGUCGGCAAGUUUUCUAGCAAGUUUGGCCGGAAUCUCGUCCACUGCUGGGAAACUAUUUCUCAUUGGAAAGGUGAUAAUUGCGGCAGGAGCGUCCACGACGGCCAAGCAGAUUGUCCAGGACUGGGUGUCGCGAAGUGCACUUUCCGUCCACGGUCUGUACAUGGGAUACGAUCGAACGUUCCUUAUCACGGGGGGACCGACAUGCUAUUUAGCAGAUGGUUUCCAAGUUGUGAAAUAUCAGCCAGGGGACGAAUUCCAGUUGGAGUACUUGUGAGGAUGAGAGUCUGUACAGGAGAUAAGUAGUUUUAAAAUGUCUUAUUGUUGAUUAGGUAUUAGUGUUAUAUCAUACAAAUAUACACAAUUUAAUUGUGUAAAUAAAUAAAUUAUAAUGAUCAAUGAAGAAAUCA